This is a messenger RNA of Malassezia pachydermatis, 1326 nucleotides long. Its product is annotated as batten s disease protein cln3. The transcript is spliced from 3 exons. Gene Ontology annotation, biological process: regulation of intracellular pH. The record is from RefSeq and is a predicted model, not a curated record. Gene Ontology annotation, cellular component: membrane; vacuole. NCBI's taxonomy places the organism in Eukaryota, Fungi, Basidiomycota, Malasseziomycetes, Malasseziales, Malasseziaceae. Bases 1 to 1326 code for a protein of 441 amino acids.
AUGGAUGACCUUUUGCGAAGAGAUCGAUCGCAGGCACUGCCAACUAACGGCAAGUACUAUAAGCCGAGGCAGGCUGCUGGUUUUUUUACGCUGGGACUGCUCAAUAAUAUGAUGUAUGUUGUCAUUUUAACAGCUGCGUUGGAGCUAUUACCUUCACAUGUUCCUACUGGCUUACUUGCAUUUGUGAAUAUCACACCUGCUGUUAUCGCAAAAGCUGUUUUUCCCUAUCUUCUCAAAGGCGAAAUUCAAUAUGACAAAAGAGUUUGGACCUGUACUCUCCUGGCAUUUUUAGGCAUGAUGGUGAUUGCGAUGUUUAACUCACUAUUUAUACGUUUAGCAGGCAUUGCAACGGCUAGUUUUGCGAGUGGUCUUGGAGAGAUUACGUAUUUGCAGUACUCUACUCGCUUCCCUGAUGUAUUAACGACGUACUGUGUCGGAUGGUUCGCCAGUGGUACAGGGGCUGCAGGAUUAGCUGGUGCAUUGGCAUGGUGGAUUGUGCGUCCUUUGGGUGUAAAAAAUGGACUCAGUCUGUUGGCCUUUCUGUCUUUCGGCACAGCAAUUUCCUUUUUUCUUGUUCUUCCUAGGUAUGGUUCUAUGGUCACGGAAACUGCAGAGGAUGGCGCGCUUGAAUCAUUAAUGCACUCAGAAAAUGAGGAAGAUGCGCCGAAUCGCUCACAGGAAGUAACACUCUCUUGGGAUGAUAAAUUGGCGUUGCUCAAGCCACUGUUCUUUACAUAUGUCCUACCCCUUGUCUGCGUCUACUUUGCGGAAUACACUAUCAAUCAGGGGGUUGCGCCUACACUUCUCUAUCCUGUCCCCUCUCCUGAAAAGCAUCAUCUACUUUCGCUGGUUAUUAAAACACUUCGUGAUUAUUAUCCAUUAUACCAGCUGAUAUACCAAACAUUUGUAUUUCUAUCAAGGUCAUAUACAUCCAUCUUACCACUACCGGCCAUCCCGAAACAAUGGCUGUGGGCACCGGCCGUUCUUCAAACAGCUUUAUUACUUUUGCUUUUGUCGGAGAGCAUGUAUUCAUGGUUCAAAGCAUCUAUUGCGCGUUCGCUUGUUAUGGUAAUGGUAGCCGUUGAAGGAUUAGCGGGAGGUUCGGCCUAUGUUUCCGUUAUGAGUCGUAUCGGAGGGCAGGAGAGGAAUCCGAACCCUACAAGCAAUUCGCGACGUGACGUUCAAGAAUACGAAUUUAAAAUCGGAUCUGUCAGUCUGGGCGAUUCAAUUGGAAUCGUACUGGCAUCUAUUAUAUCAAUGCCUAUUCAAGUAUCCCUAUGUCGCUAUCAAAUUGCAAAUGGCCGAGACCUUUGCUCACGAGUUUAA